Perca fluviatilis (European perch) is the source of this 684-nucleotide messenger RNA. RefSeq names its product nuclear factor 7, ovary-like. NCBI's taxonomy places the organism in Eukaryota, Metazoa, Chordata, Actinopteri, Perciformes, Percidae. The record is from RefSeq and is a predicted model, not a curated record. The transcript has 2 exons. Bases 28 to 684 code for a protein of 218 amino acids. Gene Ontology annotation, molecular function: protein binding.
AACCUGAGCUUCAACAUCUGGAACAAGAUGAAGGACGAGGUCUCCUACACUCCUGUGAUUCUGGACCCAAACACUGCUAUGUCAGACUUCAUCCUGUCUGAUGAACUGACCUGUGUGAGAAAACUAAAGAGAUGGGGAGGGCAACUGCAACUUCCUGGUAAUCCUGAGAGGUUGGAUUGUGACUACAAAGGUGUCCUGGGCUCUGAGGGCUUUGACUCAGGGACUCACAGCUGGGAUGUCAAGGUCGGAAACAGUGCAUUCUGGGAACUGGGUGUGUUAGCAGAGUCUGUCCAGAGGAAGGGAGACAUUCAGUCUGGAAUAUGGAGCAUAGUGUUCAAAGAAGGCGAAUACUCAGCACGGUCACCACCAGAUCCAGAAACCGAUCUCGAGCCGGACACGCCGCCCCGGAGGAUCCGAGUGACUCUGGACUGGGACGGAGGAAAGCUGUCGUUCUAUGAUCUUUGUACUAACACACACAUACACACCUUCACACACACUUUCACUGAGAAGCUGUUUCCAUUGAUUGACACUGAGGAGCACAUGUUUGUUUUACCACUGAAGGUCUGUGUGACUGUAGAACAGAUUAAUGAUUAUGAUGAUUAUGAUGGUCAUGGUGGUUAUGAGGAUUAUGAUGGUAAUGAAGAUGGUGAUGAUGAUGAUGAUUAUCAUUUAAUUAUGGGUUAA